GUCGUUACAGGCGCAAUGCGGUCGUCGGGAUGUAAGGAGGAAUGGCGACGGUCGAGACGGUUUCGGAGGCCAGAGUCGAGCUGGAUUUGACCAAACAGCAGCGGAUCACAGGUUUGAAUCCCCCUCACUUCCAGCUAAACUCUCCGUUAUAGAGCCCCAGGAUGGAGACUGAGGUAACAGUGUCCUCCUCCUUGAGCGUGGUCUCAUCCUCCGCUCCGCAGACCUCGACCGCGCAGGCUAACCUGGCAGCAAAACAGCGAGACGGCAGAAAGACCACAUCCACGACUCCCGCCUUUCUCUCCAACCUGGGGAGGGCCACCCUGCGGGGCAUUCGCAAGUGUCCUCAGUGUGGCGUCUACAACGGCACCCGCGGGCUCAGCUGCAAGAACAAGGCCUGUGGGGUGUCCCUCCGGAACGCCUCAGCAGGAGGUAGAAACGGCAAGAAGUGCGCCGUGGAGGUGGUGAAGGUGAUAAUAGACAGUGAGGAGAGGGGCGGGAAAGAGCGCGAGGGAGGAGAAGUCCUGAGCGGCGGCUCGGGUGGAGGAGUCCAGGUGUUCUCAGUGUGUCACCGAGGAAGAGGAGCCACGGCUACACAGCUUGGCUUUGUCGAGCUUGUUCCCACUGACACUGCUAUAGCGACUGGCGACGGCGCCACCCUGCUCACCCGGAUCAACCUGGGCCGCUGCUUUUUGCCCUCUUGCAGACAGGGUCAAAGGUCACAUCAGGGCGAGGCAGAAUCGGCGUCGGCCGGUUCCAAACAGUCCUCCGACAGCCUCUGCAUCCACAUCAAACAAGCCAUAGAGUGUCGGAGCUGUGCAGCGCCGCUGACCUUAAAGAGCUCCGUCCUGGAGGGUUUGCAGGCCUCCAUUCAGGCCAGGGAGGAGCUGUGGCGGCUGGCCACGGAGUCCCCAGGACCCCUGGUGCAGCGCGUUUCAAAAGACACCCUGGUGGUGAAGUGCCACACGGAUUCCCAGCAUCCUCUGGGCCUGCUGCAUCUCACUGUCGGCGCGGGGGCACUGCCCGAGGUUUCAAAGAGCGAGAGAAGGGGCAGAGACAUGCAGCAGCAUAGCGUUUUUCACUGUGCCUGCGAGGUUAGCGGCAGAAGAAACAAAGCCGGUGCCGGUGGCGCAGGUGGCGCCGCCGGCAUUCAUCCUCCCCCCAGCUCGGCCGCAACACAACCCUGCCUUCACUUCUACGCCUGUGUGUGUGCCUUUGCAAGCGAUGAGAAACUGGCUUCAGAGUUUGCUGCUUUCAUCAACUACAACCCCAGCGGUGUGCAGCAAAGUGCUACCAGCAGAAUGACUGGUCCCAGUGAGAAGCCUCUGCAGCAGGUCGAGCCGGUCAACUCUCAUCAUAGAGCCAAGAAGCUUCGCCUGGAUGAAUCUCUCUCUGCCCCCUCAGUGGCCUCUGCCUCUGGGGUGGGGAAGGAGGGAGUGUCGGCCUCCGGCCUGAGGAAAGCUGGUCAGAGGAAAACCCCUGGUGCUGGUGGGCUGAAGGCUCCAGGGAGUACCCAGGCUGUGGACGAGCGUACAGUGACGUUGGGUUUCCAUCGCUGGCUGGCCAGUGUCACAGAGAGGAUCCACCAGACGAUGCACUACCAGUUUGAUGGGAAACCACAGCCUCUGGUGUACCACAUCCCCCAGGAGUUCUUCAACGCGCUGCAGCACCGCCUGUCGCUCGGGUCGAAGAAGAGGAGGCUGCCAAACUUCACCACAGCGUUUGUGAGAAACGAUGGACUCCCUCUCGGCUCCUUCUCCAAGUACACCUGGCACAUCACCAAUCUCAUGCAGGUCAAACGCAUCUUUGACACCCCAGAGCUUCCCCUGGAGCUCUCUCAGAGCUUUGUAAAAAACGUUGACGGCUCUUAUUCACGUUUUCGCUGUCCCGCCUCCCCUUCCUCUACGGAGGGUGAGCUACAGGACAGAUCAGCCAAGAGCAUGCCCAUGGAGCUCCGCACCUUCCUCAAAGUCGGAGCAGGCGCGGCAGACCAGAGGGAGGCCGGUCCGUUUGUGAUCGAGUGGAUCCCGGACGUUCUCCCUCGCUGUCAGAUGGGGGAGCUCAGGAUUAGCUUUGAAUUUGGCCACCAGCAGAGCGGUCAGCCGGACUUCUGUGAGAAAACGAGCGCAGUGGAGAAAGGGGGUCGUAACAGGUCAGACUCCACCCAAUCCAAACACACGAAGGCUGUUGAAAUCCUUCAGGUGGUUGUCUAAUGGCCCCCCCCCCCGGUCUCUUCCUUAUUAUACAGUGUUAACAUCAGCAGCAAUUGAUUUCAACUGCAACACUUUCUCAUUGAUACAGUGUGUGACUCCCCCAUAAAUCCAUGUUAUAUUAUGCAAGGCAUGGGUAAUCAAUUGCCAUGUCCUUUGUACGGUAUAAUAUUGAUCAACGCUAUUUUUAGACAGUCUCGUUUGUCGUGGAGUACUCAUAUUAAUGCCUUUUCCUUUACACUAAAUAUGCACAAAGUAAAACAACAAAAAAAGGCAGGAUAUUUUUGGAAAAGAAAUAUAUUUUUAUAGCUAAUGGAAAAAAAAUUUUUUUUUGUCCAAGACAGAUCAAACAACCACUUAAGAGCAUUUAAAAACAGUUAAGCAUGUAAACAAAUGGAAAUAUUUACUGAUUCCCAUUUCCUAACUUUUCCCAAAGGUGUGAAAGCCUGUGUGUGUGUGUGUGUGUGUGUGUGUGUGUGUGUGUGUGUGUGUG
Molecule: messenger RNA, 2700 nt
Organism: Xiphias gladius (swordfish)
Lineage: Eukaryota; Metazoa; Chordata; Actinopteri; Istiophoriformes; Xiphiidae
Gene: c20h2orf42
Product: chromosome 20 C2orf42 homolog
Cellular component (GO): nucleus
Source: RefSeq, a predicted model, not a curated record